Molecule: messenger RNA, 993 nt
Organism: Rhea pennata
Lineage: Eukaryota; Metazoa; Chordata; Aves; Rheiformes; Rheidae
Gene: ST6GALNAC3
Product: ST6 N-acetylgalactosaminide alpha-2,6-sialyltransferase 3
Exons: 5
Coding region: 61-978 (305 amino acids)
Biological process (GO): ganglioside biosynthetic process; oligosaccharide metabolic process
Molecular function (GO): alpha-N-acetylgalactosaminide alpha-2,6-sialyltransferase activity
Source: RefSeq, a predicted model, not a curated record
GGACUGCUGCUCACAAGGCAGAACCCUGCUGCUUUGUGGUAGGAAGGAUAGAAAAAGAACAUGGCCUGCAUUUUGAAGAGAAAGUCCGUUGUUGCUGUGAGUUUCCUUGCAGCCUUCCUCUGUCUGAUUAUCGUUCGUCUCACAAAUGAAGUUAACUUCCCUUUGAUCCUAAACUGCUUUGGACAAACCAGUGUCAAGUGGAUGCCCUUCUCUAACGGUCAAAGGCAGCCUGUGAGAACUCACUAUGGAUAUAUAAAUGUGAAAACGCAAGAGCCUCUACAACUAGACUGUGACCUCUGUGCCGUUGUUUCAAACUCAGGACAGAUGGCUGGCCAGAAAGUGGGAGCUGAGAUAGACAAGUCGUCCUGCAUAUGGAGGAUGAACAACGCUCCCACGAAGGGCUAUGAGGAGGAUGUUGGGAAGAGGACAACCAUAAGAGUGGUUUCGCACACGAGCGUGCCCCUGUUACUCAAGAACCCUGAGUAUUUUUUCAAAGAAACCAACACCACUGCUUACGUGAUCUGGGGGCCUUUUCGGAACAUGAGGAAAGACGGAAACGGCAUUGUGUACAACAUGCUGAAGAAAACUGUUGACAGCUACCCAGCUGCCAAAAUCUACGUGACAACAGAAAAGCGCAUGGGUUACUGCGAUGCCGUGUUUAAGAAGGAGACAGGAAAAGACCGAGUCCAGUCAGGUUCAUAUCUCAGUACAGGCUGGUUUACCUUGAUUUUGGCUAUGGAUGCCUGCUAUGGAAUUCAUGUCUAUGGGAUGAUAAAUGACACCUACUGCAAGUCAGAAGGCUUUCGAAAAGUUCCCUACCAUUAUUAUGAGCCAGGAAGAGAUGAGUGCGAGGAGUACUUUCUGCAUGAAAAUGCUCCAUAUGGAGGCCAUCGGUUUAUCACGGAAAAGAAAGUAUUUGCUAAAUGGGCCAAGAAGCACACAAUAAUAUUUACGCACCCCAACUGGACAGUGUCUUGAUGCUGGUUUUCUUAA